AAGGAAGGAGUCCCUCUAAUCUUAAUCCCAGUGGUUACUGAGCGUCGUUGGGAUAAAGGGUGCACGAAUGCUGGAUGUUCGUCUACCUGGUUUUUUUAUUAUAAUGGAUUCUACGGAAUAUAUUCGUAAGGGUCGCUACGGCGAUGCUAUUUAAUUCUGUGUAAAUUAUUCAUUUAGUGGGAAAGGUAAAAAAUAUUGAAUAUCAAGACUGUACGUGUACGUGUAGUACGAGUUAUCGAUACGCGUCACGUUAACGCAACAUUAGAAUGAGGAAACCGACGAGGAAUCUUCGGAAUACAAAGUCCCCAGAAAGUCGCGAGAAAGUUAUCCAGUGGAAUAUUAGUGCCCCUGGACGGUACUGGCUGUAAUGUCUCUUGUACGAAUUCCUCUUUGCUGUUAUUGCGUAGCGACGUUUAUGCUCCACGAGAGAGUGAGAGGGAAGAUCAGGGUCUUCUAAGAAAACGUACCAAAUGGCGGUCAUUGUUAUAGCUACCGAAUGCCAACUCUGACCCAUCCGGCUUUCGUUUGGCUCUGCCAAUUGCAAUAACGUUUCUCUUAUUGGAUUGUUUUGCAAGAGUAUGUGCAUUGAGAUUUUAUUAUUGAAUUUCGCUAAUUGCUCAGUUUUAAGGAUUAAAGCAGAAAUUGCGUUUUUGAUAAUAUCUGGUUAUCUUCAAUUGUAAAACGUAUUACCAAUUGUAUGACGUAAUAUAUAAAUACUUAGAUAAAUGACACUCCUGGAAUAUGGGUCAAUAAAAUAAUAAAAUGUUGGAGAUUAUUAUGAUUCCUAUAUAAAGCGAAUGUCUUGGUAAGAAGUUGUCAUAAGCCGGUGUCACGUUUGAAAAACAGCUCAGUAAAAUGAAGACGGAUGUGAAGACAGAGAUGCUGGUCAUCGGGACGGUCCUCGUUGCAACGUUGUUUCAAUGCAGCUUCGGUGCGGAUUGUGGCUCCUAUGGAUUUGCCUGCUCUUCUUGUACGACUUUGCAAAUAUGCAGUAACAAUGUUGCGUCAAGUAUUAAUCUAACGUGCCCUGUCGGUACAUACUGUUCUGUAUCUUCGUCGUCCAUGUGUACUGCGGAUGAGUGUUCAGAUGCAGAAACAACCACGACUGAUGCGACGACGACUGAUGCGACGACGACUGAUGCGACGACGACUGAUGCGACGACGACUGAUGCGACGACGACUGAUGCGACGACGACUGAUGCGACGACGACUGAUGCGACGACGACUGAUGCGACGACGACUGAUGCGACGACGACUGAUGCGACGACGACUGAUGCGACGACGACUGAUGCGACGACGACUGAUGCGACGACGACUGAUGCGACGACGACUGAUGCGACGACGACUGAUGCGACGACGACUGAUGCGACGACGACUGAUGCGACGACGACUGAUGCGACGACGACUGAUGCGACGACGACUGAUGCGACGACGACUGAUGCGACGACGACUGAUGCGACGACGACUGAUGCGACGACGACUGAUGCUACCACGACUCAUGCCACGACGACUGAUGCUACAACGACAGAAUCUACGACCACUGAAGCCUUCAACUGUACCGCAGAGGGAAGAUUUGCUAAUACUUCAGAUACCACCUGUCAAUCAUAUUAUUUUUGCUUCCUCAAUGGAACCAGUUAUUCUCUAUGGGAAUUGACUUGUCCCACAACAACCGUUUUCAACCCAACGACAGCCCUGUGCGUAGCCAAUACGAGCUACAGCUGCAAUGCUGAAACUACAACUGCAGCUUCUAUAAUGACGACAGAAGCUACGACCGCUGAAGCCUUCAACUGUACCGCAGAGGGAAGAUUUGCUAAUACUUCAGAUACCACCUGUCAAUCAUAUUAUUUUUGCUUCCUCAAUGGAACCAGUUAUUCUCUAUGGGAAUUGACUUGUCCCACAACAACCGUUUUCAACCCAACGACAGCCCUGUGCGUAGCCAAUACGAGCUACAGCUGCAAUGCUGAAACUACAACUGCAGCUUCUAUAAUGACGACAGAAGCUACGACCGCUGAAGCCUUCAACUGUACCGCAGAGGGAAGAUUUGCUAAUACUUCAGAUACCACCUGUCAAUCAUAUUAUUUUUGCUUCCUCAAUGGAACCAGUUAUUCUCUAUGGGAAUUGACUUGUCCCACAACAACCGUUUUCAACCCAACGACAGCCCUGUGCGUAGCCAAUACGAGCUACAGCUGCAAUGCUGAAACUACAACUGCAGCUUCUAUAAUGACGACAGAAGCUACGACCGCUGAAGCCUUCAACUGUACCGCAGAGGGAAGAUUUGCUAAUACUUCAGAUACCACCUGUCAAUCAUAUUAUUUUUGCUUCCUCAAUGGAACCAGUUAUUCUCUAUGGGAAUUGACUUGUCCCACAACAACCGUUUUCAACCCAACGACAGCUCUGUGCGUAGCCAACACAAGCUACACCUGCGAUGCUGAAACUACAACUCCGGCUACUACAACUACCACUCCGACUACUACAACUACCACUCCGACUACUACAACUACCACUCCGACUACUACAACUACCACUCCGACUACUACAACUACCACUCCGACUACUACAACUACCACUCCGACUACUACAACUACCACUCCGACUACUACAACUACCACUCCGACUACUACAACUACCACUCCGACUACUACAACUACCACUCCGACUACUACAACUACCACUCCGACUACUACAACUACCACUCCGACUACUACAACUACCACUCCGACUACUACAACUACCACUCCGACUACUACAACUACCACUCCGACUACUACAACUACCACUCCGACUACUACAACUACCACUCCGACUACUACAACUACCACUCCGACUACUACAACUACCACUCCGACUACUACAACUACCACUCCGACUACUACAACUACCACUCCGACUACUACAACUACCACUCCGACUACUACAACUACCACUCCGACUACUACAACUACAACUCCGGCUACUACAACUACCUCUGCAGCCAUUACAACGACGACUGUCGCUACUACAACUGCAUUCAGUUGCACCGCGUAUGGAAGAUUUGCUGAUACUACAGAUUCCACCUGUCAGUCAUACUACUUUUGCUAUCCGAACGGAAGCAGUUAUACGAUUAUGCAAAUGAAAUGUCCUACAACAACGGUAUUCAAUCCAACAAUAGCUAAAUGCGUAGCCAGCACAGCCUAUACUUGCACUAAUUAAAGCAAUAUAAAUGAACAUGCCAUAAUUGUAACCCAGGAUUAGAAUAAGGUAUGAAUGAGUAGUUUCCAUUUUAUAUUCUAUUACUAAUUUUAAAUGGGGCGAAGUUUUUUUUCGAAUAAUUUUGAAUGUAACACAAGUACUGAAUUAUAUUUUAAUAAAAUUCUUAACGUGGUGCGUAAA
Messenger RNA from Cephus cinctus (wheat stem sawfly), 3369 nucleotides. Its product is annotated as mucin-5AC. Lineage: Eukaryota; Metazoa; Arthropoda; Insecta; Hymenoptera; Cephidae. The record is from RefSeq and is a predicted model, not a curated record. Gene Ontology annotation, cellular component: extracellular region. The transcript has 2 exons. The coding region runs from base 856 to 3189 and encodes 777 amino acids. Gene Ontology annotation, molecular function: chitin binding.